Notothenia coriiceps (black rockcod) is the source of this 3231-nucleotide messenger RNA. Its product is annotated as histone deacetylase 7-like. The transcript has 21 exons. Bases 1 to 3231 code for a protein of 1076 amino acids. NCBI's taxonomy places the organism in Eukaryota, Metazoa, Chordata, Actinopteri, Perciformes, Nototheniidae. The record is from RefSeq and is a predicted model, not a curated record.
AUGUCAGUGAAGGAGCUUCUCUGUCAUGUUCCUGCUGAGCUUUCCAAAACUCCUGAAGCUAAAGGAGAGCACACAGAGGAAGAGGAAGCCAUGACGCUGGAAUCGAUAACUUUAGCAAAAGUCAUGGAGGGAUUCGGAGGUCUUGAAGAUCUGUUAGAAACAAGGAAUGCACUGGAGGAAGGAGCUGAGGCACUCGCCAAAGAGGAGGAGAUGAGAGUUGAGACCACACAAGAGGACGUUGUUGUUUACGAGGACACGUCAGAGGAAGACAUUUUAACAUUAGAGUCUAUCUCUGAAGCUACAGAUGCAAUAGAAGCUGAGACCGCUGUCAUGCUGGAGGCCAUACUUGGUCUUAAACAAGCAGCGAGGCAGCACGAAGAAUGGCAAAAUGGUGAAUCUAUUGUCCAGGAAGCAGAAAAGGAGUCCGUAGAGAAGCAAGCGAGCGCGUUGGAGGCUAUGGCUGAAGUUGAGGCGUCUCUGGAAACGCUGGAGAACGAGUCUCUGAGCGAAGCCACCGAUAGUCUGCAGAGAGAAGCUGAUUGUGGAGAGAUGGAGGAUAUGGAGGCUAUGGAGGCUAUGGAGGCGACUGAGACCCUGAAGAUGUCUGAAGAUCUGCAGAGAGAUGUCCUGACGGAGAAGCGGUUCAUUUCUGUUUCUGGACACGAGGAAGGAGUAGGCCCUGUUGGUCAGGAGGUCAUAAGAGCGGAUAUUUUGGAGGACUCCCCGGUAGCAGUGCCGGUGUCGUGUGCGGCCUUGUUUCCCAUGGACCUCAGGGUGGGAGAGCGGGGGAUGCGCCCUGGAUCGGACACGGCGCUCCUCACCCCUCUGCACCCGCCUCUACUCCUCACCCCCUUCUCCCCUCAGCCCCGCACCUCCUUCUCACAACAGCAACUGCACCAGCACAUUCGGUUUAAUAUGGAGCAGAGGAGGCGAGAGCAGGAGCACCACGAGAAACAGCAUGAGCUUCAGCAGCUAAAGCACAAAGACAAGAGUCAACAGAGUGCAGUCGCUAGUUCCCUGGUGAAACAGAAGCUGCAGGAAGUGAUUCUUAAGAAGCAGAAACAGGCGCUGGAGAGAACAACCUCCAACACGCUAAAUGGAACUCCUAUUGCUUACAGAAAGCUGGGCCCAGACCCCAGUUUGUCCUCCCAGGGCCCGGGCUCCUCUCCAUCUCAGCCUUCUGAGGGAUCAGAACGGACGCCACUGCGCAGAGCAGCGUCAGAGCCCAAUCUGAAGGUGAAACACAAGCUGAAGAAACACCUAAACACACGCAAGAGCCCACUCACCCGCAAAGAGAGCGCUCCAGCCACUGUGAGGCACCGAGUGCCUGACACACUGGACUCGUCCCCCAGCAGCAGCAGCACUCCGGCCUCCGGCUGCAGCUCCCCCAACGACAGCCUGCCCAAUGAGAACGGGAUGCUGCCCUCUGCAGGCGGCCUCUCGCAUGAGGCGCAGAGGCUGCUACUCAGAGACGGCACUCUGGCUAACUUCACCAUCCAGAGUCCCUCCACACUGCCCACCAUCACACUGGGACUGCCAGCCAAUGCCAGGGCUGAAGGAGAGAUGUCCUCUCUCAGGCUGGGCCGUGUGCCCGUAGUUACAGCCGGGGGCUCAACGGUCUACCUCCCCCUGAGCAGAGAGGACCAGGCUGGGCAGCUGAACCCUCAUCUGCCUGUCAUCAUCCUGGAGUCCUCGGGACUGGUACACACUCCGCUUCUCACAGUUCAAGGCUUAGACUCCGUCCCACUACAGUUCGCCCCCCAGUUAGAUCACAUGGCCUCUGGAGGCGCUCAUCCUCACAAGCCCCUGAGCCGAACACGCUCGGAGCCCCUCCCCCAGAGCACGCGGACCCUUCACUCACAUCUCCUCCAACAGCAGCACAACACACAACUACUGGAGAGGCUAUCUCACCUGGGCAAGCUGAUGUCUAAGUCCAGCGAGAAGCCCCGGCUGCAUCAGAUCCCCUCUGAGGACAUGGACUCAGAGGACGGCGGAGAGACGCCACCCACAGAGCCAAAUUAUCAGAGCAGAGUGAGGGCGGAGUCCCUGAGGGAGGCGGAGUCAACAGCAUCCAAGAGCCAGGAAGAGCAACUGAACCUGCAACAUGCACUCAUACUCAACCAGUCGUUGCUGUGGGAGCAGCAGAAGCAGCUGCAGCAGCUGCAUCGACAGAUGGAGACCCUGGCAGUGCCCAUGUUACGCGGCGGUGGGGGGGUUGGCAGUGGGUUGGGGCUCCAUCGCCCCCUGUCACGUACACAGUCAUCCCCGGCCUCCACCUGUCUUACUCUGCCUGAGAAAACCCUGAGCCUAACUGCACAGGAGACCAGCAGCAAAACACGCUUCACCACCGGCCUGGUUUAUGACUCUCAGAUGCUGAAGCACCAGUGUACAUGUGGAGACAACAGCAGUCACCCAGAGCAUGCUGGGAGGAUACAGAGCAUCUGGUCCAGACUGCAGGAGAGAGGCCUGAGGGGGCAGUGUGAGACUAUUCGUGGUCGCAAAGCCACUCUGGAGGAGCUGCAGUCGGUCCACACUGAGCGCCACGUGUUGCUCUACGGCACCAACCCGCUCAACAGGCUCAAACUGGACAACCGCAAACUGGCCGGAAUCCUCUCUCAAAGGAUGUUUGUGAUGUUACCAUGUGGGGGAGUAGGGGUUGAUAAUGACACCAUCUGGAACGAGUCGCACACUUCAACGGCGUCACGCAUGGCAGCAGGCAGCGUGGUGGAGCUGGCCAUCAGAGUGGCCAAAGGAGAGCUAAAGAACGGCUUUGCUGUGGUCAGACCGCCAGGGCAUCACGCAGACCCCUCCAAUCCUAUGGGUUUCUGUUACUUCAACUCUGUGGCCAUAGCCGCCAAGCAGCUCCAACACAAGCUCAGCGUCAGCAAGGUCCUCAUCGUGGACUGGGAUGUUCACCAUGGAAACGGCACCCAGGAAGUGUUUUACAAUGACCCCAGCGUUCUCUACAUCUCACUUCAUCGCUACGACAAUGGAAACUUCUUCCCUGGCAGUGGGUCACCAGUGGAGGUUGGGUCUGGAGCAGGCCAGGGCUUCAAUGUGAAUGUGGCAUUCACAGGAGGCCUGGACCCCCCCAUGGGAGAUGCUGAUUACCUCGCUGCAUUCAGGGUGUGUUUGGCUCCAAUAAAGUUUCAGCAGUGUGGGCUCUUUGGUCGUCUGGUGCAUGACCGCAAGGUUACUGGAAAAGUCGCAGACGUACAGAAAUGGGUGUAA